GGCGGCUGCACGCGCGAGCGCACGGGUGCGAACGGGAAACGCCGCGAGGGCCGGGGCAGGCCAGGCGGUGGGGACGACGGACGGCGACUAUGGCCGCGGCAGCGGGCGGCGGCGGGCCGGGAGCGGCAGCGGGCGCCGCGGGCUCGGGGGCUCCGGCAGCGGCCGCGGGCCUGGCCGUUUAUCGGCGGAAGGACGGUGGCCCGGCCAGCAAGUUUUGGGAGAGCCCUGAGACGGUGUCUCAGCUGGAUUCGGUGCGGGUCUGGCUGGGCAAGCACUAUAAGAAGUAUGUUCAUGCGGAUGCUCCUACCAAUAAAACGCUAGCUGGGCUGGUGGUGCAGCUUCUCCAGUUCCAGGAAGAUGCCUUUGGGAAACAUGUCACCAACCCAGCCUUCACCAAACUCCCUGCAAAAUGUUUCAUGGAUUUCAAAGCUGGAGGCACCUUGUGUCACAUUCUUGGAGCUGCUUACAAGUAUAAAAAUGAACAGGGAUGGCGGAGAUUCGACCUACAGAAUCCGUCCCGAAUGGAUCGUAAUGUUGAAAUGUUUAUGAAUAUUGAAAAAACAUUGGUACAGAACAACUGUCUGUCCAGACCGAACAUCUACCUCAUUCCAGACAUUGAUCUGAAAUUGGCUAGCAAAUUGAAAGAUAUCAUCAAACGACAUCAGGGGACAUUUACUGAUGAGAAAUCAAAAGCUUCCCACCAUAUUUAUCCAUAUUCUUCCUCACAAGAGGAUGAAGAAUGGUUGAGACCAGUGAUGAGAAAAGACAAGCAGGUGUUAGUGCACUGGGGCUUUUACCCAGACAGUUAUGAUACUUGGGUCCAUAGUAAUGAUGUUGAUGCUGAAAUUGAAGAUCCACCAAUUCCAGAAAAACCAUGGAAGGUUCAUGUGAAAUGGAUUUUGGACACUGAUAUUUUCAACGAAUGGAUGAAUGAGGAAGAUUAUGAGGUGGAUGAGAACAGGAAGCCUGUGAGUUUUCGUCAGCGAAUUUCAACAAAGAAUGAAGAGUGUGGCAAGUGCCAAGCUAGUCUUUACGGGAAGCGCAGAAGUCAGAAAGAGGAAGAUGAGCAAGAAGAUCUCACCAAGGAUAUGGAGGACCCAACACCUGUACCCAAUAUAGAGGAAGUAGUACUUCCCAAAAAUGUGAACCCAAAGAAAGAUAGUGAAAAUACACCUGUUAAAGGAGGAACUGUAGCAGAUCUAGAUGAGCAGGAUGAAGAAACAGUCACAACAGGAGGAAAGGAAGAUGAAGAUCCUAGCAGAGGUGAUCAGAGUCGGUCAGUUGACCCUGGAGAAGAUAAUGUGACAGAGCAGACCAAUCACAUUAUUAUUCCCAGCUAUGCAUCAUGGUUUGAUUAUAACUGUAUUCAUGUGAUUGAACGACGUGCUCUUCCUGAGUUCUUCAAUGGAAAAAACAAAUCCAAGACUCCAGAAAUAUACUUGGCGUAUCGAAAUUUUAUGAUUGACACAUACCGCCUUAACCCCCAAGAGUAUUUAACCAGCACUGCUUGUCGGAGGAACUUGACUGGAGAUGUGUGUGCUGUGAUGAGGGUUCAUGCCUUUUUAGAGCAAUGGGGACUUGUUAAUUACCAAGUUGAUCCAGAAAGUCGACCCAUGGCGAUGGGACCUCCUCCUACUCCACAUUUUAAUGUAUUAGCUGAUACCCCCUCUGGGCUUGUGCCCCUGCAUCUUCGGUCACCUCAGGUCCCUGCUGCUCAACAGAUGUUAAAUUUUCCUGAGAAGAACAAGGAAAAACCAAUUGAUUUGCAGAACUUUGGUCUCCGUACUGACAUUUACUCUAAGAAAACAUUAGCAAAGAGUAAAGGUGCUAGUGCUGGAAGAGAAUGGACUGAACAGGAGACCCUUCUACUCCUGGAGGCCCUGGAGAUGUACAAGGAUGAUUGGAACAAAGUGUCAGAACAUGUUGGAAGUCGUACUCAGGAUGAAUGCAUCCUCCAUUUCUUGAGGCUUCCCAUUGAGGACCCGUACCUUGAGAAUUCAGAUGCUUCCCUUGGGCCUCUGGCCUACCAGCCUGUUCCCUUUAGUCAGUCGGGAAACCCGGUCAUGAGUACUGUUGCUUUUUUGGCAUCUGUGGUGGACCCUCGUGUGGCAUCUGCUGCAGCAAAAGCAGCUUUGGAGGAGUUUUCUCGGGUCCGGGAGGAGGUACCACUGGAAUUGGUUGAAGCUCAUGUCAAGAAAGUACAAGAAGCAGCACGAGCCUCUGGGAAAGUGGAUCCCACUUAUGGCCUGGAGAGCAGCUGUAUUGCAGGCACAGGGCCCGAUGAGCCAGAAAAGCUUGAAGGUGCCGAAGAGGAAAAAAUGGAAGCAGACCCUGAUGGUCAACAAUCUGAAAAGGCAGAAAACAAAGUGGAAAAUGAAACAGAAGAAGGUGAUAAAGCACAAGAUAGAGAAAAUGAAAAAAACAAUGAGAAGGAACAGCAGGAUAGUGAAGUUAGUGAGGAUACCAAAUCAGAAGAAAAGGAGACUGAAGAGAGCAAAGAAUUCACUGAUGCAUGUAAAGAAAGAGAAAGAGAAAGUGAUAUCGGGAAGAAGAAAGUAGAACAUGAAAUUUCCGAAGGAAAUGUUGCCACAGCCGCAGCAGCUGCUCUUGCCUCAGCUGCUACCAAAGCCAAGCAUCUUGCUGCUGUGGAAGAGAGAAAGAUCAAGUCCCUAGUAGCUCUCCUGGUUGAGACACAAAUGAAGAAACUAGAAAUCAAACUUCGACAUUUUGAGGAGCUGGAAACUAUCAUGGACAGAGAGAAAGAGGCUCUGGAACAACAGAGACAGCAGUUGCUUACUGAACGCCAGAACUUCCACAUGGAACAACUGAAGUAUGCCGAAUUACGAGCCCGACAGCAAAUGGAACAGCAGCAGCAUGGGCAGAACCCUCAACAGUCACACCAGCACUCAGGAGGACCGGGUUUAGCCCCACUUGGAGCAGCAGGGCAUCCCGGUAUGAUGCCUCAUCAGCAGCCCCCUCCCUACCCUCUGAUGCACCACCAGAUGCCACCACCUCAUCCACCCCAGCCAGGUCAGAUACCAGGCCCAGGUUCCAUGAUGCCUGGGCAACCCCUGCCAGGCCGCAUGAUUUCCACUGUCGCAGCCAACAUCCACCCCUCUGGGAGUGGCCCUACCCCUCCUGGUAUGCCUCCAAUGCCGGGAAACAUCUUAGGACCCCGGGUACCCCUCACAGCACCUAACGGCAUGUAUCCCCCUCCGCCGCAGCAGCAGCCACCACCACCGCCAUCUGCAGAUGGGGUCCCUCCACCUCCUGCUCCAGGCCCACCAGCCUCGGCCGCUCCUUAGCCUGGAAGAUGCAGGGAACAUCCGUGCCCACUGCCAUGAGCUGGAGUGGGGAUGACAAGACUUGUGUUUCUCAGCUUUCUUGGGUUACUUUCAGGAUUUUUCUUCUUACAGCCCCAAGCACACGUCCCUCCCCACUCCUCUUGCCACCCCUCUCCAUGCUCUGACACUUCUUCUGUCAGGUCCUCAGCCAACACUCAAGGGGAAACCUGUGGUGACAGUGUGUCCUGGUCAUCCUAAAAAUAACCUGCAUCUCCCCUGUCCUGGGGUAGGGGUAUACUGACAGUUUCUCUGCAGGUCCUGUCAACAUUAGUAUUCUAUGUCUUUAUCACUUUUGCUCUCCUGUAGUUUUUUACUUUGUCUUAUACUUCUAUGGAUAAUGCUUUGUAAUCAUUAUCUUUUUUUCUUUCUGUUGUCAUUAUUGUUUUAAAGGAGAGCAUCCUAAGUUAAUAGGAACCAAAAAAUGGUAAUGGGCAGAAGGGGGAUAGCCACAGGGGACAAACCUUAAGGCAUUAUAAGUGACCUUAUUUCUGCUUAUCUGAACUAAGAAUGGUGCUGGUGGUGAAGUUUCAUGAGACUUUUGUGACACAUAAUUGCACCAAAAUUAAAAGAGAUGGGGAAGGAGGACCUCAUUGAUUUUAUUCCCUAGUGAGGACUGUGAGGGCCUCCACCCUACCUGGCAGAACAUACCACUUUAACUAGUACAUGGUAGAGGAGAGCACAACAUUAGAACAAAUCCAUUCCUUCCCCAGGCCCAUUGGUUGUGAUUUUCUAUGCAGAUGAUUUGUUGGAUAGGGGUGGGUGUUUUGUUUUUCUGGGGGCAGUAUGAGCUCUGAGGGUUGGAAUAUCGGGAGGCAUUCCUUAGUUCCUAGACUACGCAGGAAAGUUUUAGGAGUCUAGGGCAAUGGCCCCCCCACUGAAUCUAGCCUACUAUUCACUGCUUUGUGUGCAUUUUUUUUUUCUCCCUCUUAAAAAAAAAAAAAACCCUUUAAAAGAAAAAAAAGACAUAGGUAGUGCUAAACACUUUAGCUCAUGGAACUUGGUUAGGAUGGCUGGGGGUACAAGUCCCCAAACUACCUCUUGCAGUAGCCAGGGUGAGUGGAAUUUCGUGAAGCGGUACUUUAGGUUUGGGAUGGGAUUGGACAAGCGAGACAGAAUCAUCGGCCUCUUGUACGUACUUUCUCCUUCCCUUUCUGAGAUCUCACAUUCCAUCUAUCACAGGGUUGUCAAGGAGAUGAUGAGGGUACCAAGGAACUCACUUGGCAGUCAGAGCAUCAUGCUUUUAGGUUUAAGGUGCUCAGGCUGGGAGGGUGGAAUGCCAUUCCAGAGGAAGAGCCACAAAAUGCCUUAAUUUGAGCCCAUAUCUACCCCUGCUGAUGAGUGACUUGAGAGUCUUGGUUUUCUCUUCCUGUCCUUCCUUCCCUUCUAUCCUUCCCUAAGUAGGGAAAGGGUGUUUUUGUUGGAGCUUGGUUUCCAAAGCACCUGGCUUCUUCACUUUACAUUCUCAAGUGGCAGUUUCAUUAUUUAGAAUGCAAGGUGAAACAUCUUUUGCUAUAUAUUUCCUAAUGCUUUGCAUAUGAGAGGGUGUAGGGAGGUGUUUGUAAAACACCUUAGAACUUUUUUCCUUAAUAUCAGAAAGUAAAAAAAUAAAACCACAAUUAAGAUUUGCCUUUGAAACCCUCAGGUUUGCCUCUAACCAGGUGGCCCUGGUCACCAUCAGAGGACUGGAAUACUGGAAGCGAGGAGACCUUGUUCCUUUUUAUGUUUGUUCUGGACUCUUGGAGUGGAAAUGAGAAUGAGCUUAUUCAUACUGAAGUUUAGUUCCAAUGCAUAUGCCUCCAGAAAGACCCCAGUGCCUUUGAUAAUGGCCAGGGUUUUCCCUACAUCUCGCCAGUCUUUCCCAAAGGAAACUCAUUCCAAAUACUUACCUUUUCCCCUGGAGUUCUAGAAGUAAAAUGGAAUUCUGGUUCAUACUGUGGUCCCUUGUAACCUCAGGUCUUUAACGUGAUCACUUUCAAAUUUAAAAGAUUCCAGGUGGAAAUAUUUUUACUAUGCUGAUAAUAAUUCUGCAAAGUACCUGAAUUCUUAAUGCUGUUAUGUUUCAGUAUAAGUGGUGACUUUCCUUUUCAUGUCUUUAGUCUGGUUUUAUUCCUAUAAUACAGCCACCCGAUUUUGUGAGGGGGGAAUAAUAUGUGGUUUUUGUACAAACGUGUUUCUCGGUGUCUUGUUAUUUUGGAAAAAUGAGGGGAGGGAGCUUUGAGAGAUUAGAGGAAAUGGAUGAAGAAGUGUGAUCUCCCUCUUUUUCAGUGAAUAAAUGAAACACCAUUUCUGGA
Messenger RNA from Propithecus coquereli (Coquerel's sifaka), 5635 nucleotides. It is a transcript of the gene SMARCC1, whose product is annotated as SWI/SNF related, matrix associated, actin dependent regulator of chromatin, subfamily c, member 1. Gene Ontology annotation, biological process: positive regulation of DNA-templated transcription. NCBI's taxonomy places the organism in Eukaryota, Metazoa, Chordata, Mammalia, Primates, Indriidae. Gene Ontology annotation, cellular component: SWI/SNF complex; nBAF complex; npBAF complex. Gene Ontology annotation, molecular function: histone binding; nucleosomal DNA binding. Bases 90 to 3305 code for a protein of 1071 amino acids. The record is from RefSeq and is a predicted model, not a curated record. The transcript has 28 exons.